Mytilinidion resinicola is the source of this 2116-nucleotide messenger RNA. RefSeq lists its product as uncharacterized. The transcript has 3 exons. The record is from RefSeq and is a predicted model, not a curated record. Gene Ontology annotation, cellular component: membrane. The coding region runs from base 363 to 1973 and encodes 536 amino acids. Gene Ontology annotation, molecular function: sucrose:proton symporter activity. Lineage: Eukaryota; Fungi; Ascomycota; Dothideomycetes; Mytilinidiales; Mytilinidiaceae.
UGAACGAGCAGUCGCCACUACUACAACCAAGACAAUCCUACGAGGAGGACUCGGGCCUGAAGGUCGUCUCGCCGCUCAGUGAUGAUGACUGGCAGCACGACGGCGAGGAGGAGACCAAGAGCAGCUGGUACUUGCUGCUGCUGACAUUGUCGGGUCUGGGGUAUGUCAUACUACACUAUGGACUAUGGUGCUAUAGAUGGCUCUGCUAGACGUUGGGCAGCCAGCUCCCGGCUCUACGGAUCCUCGGUAGAGGAUGGUGCAAGGCUCGUCAAGCAUCUGUAGCACCUAGUCUACAUUUUUGUGAUGGGUAUUAUAGAAUAUGCUAACGUUUUGUCAGGCUUCAAAUUGCAUGGUCUGUUGAAAUGUCAAAUGGCUCGCCAUACCUACUAUCCCUUGGGCUCAGCAAGUCACUCCUAGCACUCGUUUGGAUCGCAGGACCUCUAUCCGGUACCCUUGUUCAGCCCUACGUGGGGCUGAAAAGCGACAACUGCAGAAUUCGAUGGGGAAAGAGGAGGCCGUUUAUAGUAGGUGGCGCAGUGGCGACUAUAGUUUCUCUCAUGGUCUUAGCAUGGACAAGAGAGCUAGUGGGUGGUUUCUUAAGCAUUUUUGGAGCGGACAGAGAGUCUCAGAGCGUCAAGACUUGUAUCAUUCUUUGGGCUGUAUUAUUUGUAUACAUUUUAGACUUCUCUAUUAACGUCAUUCAAGCUGCAACGAGGGCGUUCGCCGUCGAUUGUGCGCCCACUCACCAGCAAGAAGCCGCGAAUGCCUGGAUCAUGCGCGCUUCCGGUAUAGGGAACAUCGUUGGCUAUAUUUCCGGCUAUCUAAACCUACCGAAGAUACUCCCCUGGCUCGGAAACAGCCAAUUUAAAGUCUUAUGCGCCAUUGCAUCUUUCACUCUCGGCGCCACCGUUGCGAUUAGCUGCAGCACCGUCCCUGAGCGUGACCCGAGCCACGAAGAUACCCCAGAUGGCGGGGAUGGCAUUAUCGCAUUUUUCAAGUCCCUGUUCCGCUCCGUCCGCAAACUCCCACCGCAGAUUCGGAGAGUCUGCGAGGUCCAGUUCUUCGCCUGGAUCGGCUGGUUCCCGUUCCUCUUCUACAUCACAACCUACAUUGGCGAAAUCUACGUCGAGCCCUUCUUCGAAGCAAACCCGAACAUGACCCCCGACGAAGUCGACGCGACCUGGGAAAAAGCCACCCGCGUCGGCACAUUCGCCCUCCUCAUCUUCGCCCUCACCACCUUCACCUCCAGCGUCUUCCUCCCCUUCAUCAUCCCGCCAACCUUCAAACCACCUCCUCCCCCCUCAACAACACCCCUCACCCCCACAACCCCAGUCGGCAGUCUAUCGGCAAGUGGCUACUUCACCCCCAAGAAGCCCGCGUCCGCCCGCGUCUCUCUCUUCAUCCGUCUCUGCUCCGCAUUAACCUCUGCCAUCCAGAUCCCCUCGCUGACGCUCCGCCGCGCCUGGCUCCUCUCCCACCUCAUGUUCGCCGCCUGCAUGUGGCUCACCUUCCUCGUGCGCUCCACCACCGCCGGCACGAUCCUCGUCGCCCUCGUCGGCGUCCCCUGGGCCCUCACCUGCUGGGCCCCCUUCGCGCUCAUCAGCUCCGAGAUCUCGAAGCGCGACGCCAUCCGCCGCGGCCUACUGCAUACGGGUACGCACGAGGCAGCGCUCGUCGCAGCUGGCGAGGACGAGGCGGGGGCCGAGGGCGCGGACCAGGCGGGCGUCGUGCUCGGGAUCCACAACGUCGCGAUUGCGGCGCCGCAGGUUAUCGCGACGCUUGUGAGCUCGGCGAUCUUCAGGGUGCUGCAGAAGCCGCGGGGCGCGCCGGGGGAUAAUAGCGUGGCGUGGGUGCUGAGGUUUGGCGGGUGCUGUGCUGUGGUUGCGGCGUGGUUGACGCUGAGGGUUAAAGAGGAGAAGGAGAUGUUGGAGGAUGUGGAGAGGGUGGCACGGGUGGAUAGGCGGCUGGAUUGAGGCGGGUGGGGCAGUUGUGUAGGAUAAGACAAGAGACGUUUCUUUCUUUUUGGGAUAACGCGGUGUAUGGUAUAUGUGGAGUCUUUGGGUAUUGGGCAAUGGGUAGAUCCGUGAACGGUGUACGAGCGAUUACGGCAACUGCA